UCAUGACCUGAGCCGAAGGCAGUCGCUUAACCAACUGAGCCACCCAGGCGCCCAACAGCUCCAAUGUUAAGAGGUCAGGGUCAUAAGGAGAAAUCAGCAAAAGAAACUGAGCAGUUGCCAAGAGAGUAUGAUGUCCUCAAAACCUAGUGAAGACAGUAUCUCAAGAAAAGAGUCAUCAAUGAUGUCAAAUGUGCACAUACUUAUAAUAGACAUCUAGGCAGCAGUUCUGAAGAGUUCUAAGGAACAAGUAUCAGAGGCCUUCAUUAGGGAAAACAUAGAAGUACAGUUUGGCCAGUGUCUUGAAGGGGAAGUCUGGGAUCGGAGAACAAGAAGAAGGGCAGGUAGAGAAAAUAGUUUGUUUAAAGAUCAGGUGGUGGGAAUGAUCAAAUUAGAAGUGUGGGGACAACAAGGAGUGUGUUUUCAUAGCAGGAGUUGGGGAGAGUGAUAGGGAUACCAGCAAUCCCUGGUCAGGUGGGCAAAAAGGCACCAUAGUGGGCUCUUAUGCAGGAAAGGGACAAGAUGGAAGUGUAGCGUGUAUGUACAGUCAGAAUAUUUUGCCCCAUGUUUGUUGCCCCACAGGUUGUCUCUACCUAUGUGGCCCUAUCCCAGUUCUCCCAGAAUAUGGGUGACAGAGACAAGUGGCUGCAGUGUGAGCAGAUGGCCAUUCAGAAAAGCAGCCUGUGUUGGUUCUCCAGGGAGGGAUUAUUGGCCACAGCGCAGCUCAUGCAGGCCUUGGCCUACACCAAACUCUGCCUUGGCCAUCUUGACUUCUCCAUCAAGCUGGGUUUUCAAGCUCAUGAGAUAUGCAGACACCUCAAGAAACCAGCUCUGGAGAAUCUGGUUCUCUCAGUUCUCUUCAGAUCUGCUUUUCUGAAGAAGAAAUUUGAUCUAUGUGUCCAUGUGCUGGAGAGUCAGUGGGCGCUCAUUUCCCAGGGUCGUGAUGUCCUUGGCCUGGCCUGCUUCUAUUCUGCUUGCUUAGAUCUGCUGCUUUACGGAAAAGGAUUGCUAUGUCGGCCCUUUGGCGAGUGUCUACAUUUCAUUCAACACUGUGAGCACAGCUGCAUUCUAAACUCUCAGAGUAAUGUCAUGCUGGGGGUCCACUCAUCUCUGGCCAUGUGGUUUGCCCAGGACUCCCAGUGGAAUCUGUUUGAGCACCACUUCUCCAAGGCUCGCCAGUUGGUGAAAAGAACUAAUGCCUCACUAUUUGGUUCACAUGGCUUUGUCCGAUUCCUGGAGUGCCAUGUGCUAGUGUUACAAAAAAUGCCAGAGGGUGUCUUCAUGCAUACUCCCCCAGAGACCCGCAGCCAAACCCUCAAGUACUGUGAGGAGUUUUUCUCUCGAUGUGUAACCUGCCCCGUCUAUCACCAGUGGGUCUCUGAACUUAAAGCCUCUAUAAUGAGAUACGGAAAGAGAGAAUCUAUGUCCUCGACGAACAUUGUCAGACCUUUUGACACCUGCUUGACCAGGAUUUGGAUAGAGGGAGAAUUCUUGGAGGAAAACAAUUCCUUUGGAAGAAAUUUAGGAAUACAGAGAUUUGACAGAGUGGCUGAUGUCAAGGAGAAUAAGGAUGAAGAAGAAAUUAAAGACUGUGUAUGUUAAAGAAAAUCAUCUGAAGGGACCAUGGUUCUCUUGUUGUAUAUAACACAAAGAAAUGACCCAAGUUCCCCUUUCUAAGAUACUGUAUAGUGUACAUAUUUCAUAUACUAGCCUUUUACAGUCACCACUAUCUAUAGCUUUGUCAAAAUAAAAGCCUAUGUUUCUGAAGCAUGAAA
Leptonychotes weddellii (Weddell seal) is the source of this 1772-nucleotide messenger RNA. The record is from RefSeq and is a predicted model, not a curated record. NCBI's taxonomy places the organism in Eukaryota, Metazoa, Chordata, Mammalia, Carnivora, Phocidae.